This is a messenger RNA of Salvia splendens (bonfire salvia), 1366 nucleotides long. Its product is annotated as probable inorganic phosphate transporter 1-9. Gene Ontology annotation, biological process: transmembrane transport. The transcript is spliced from 2 exons. The record is from RefSeq and is a predicted model, not a curated record. Gene Ontology annotation, molecular function: transmembrane transporter activity. Gene Ontology annotation, cellular component: membrane. Lineage: Eukaryota; Viridiplantae; Streptophyta; Magnoliopsida; Lamiales; Lamiaceae. The coding region runs from base 89 to 1366 and encodes 425 amino acids.
UCCCUGAGCUUUACUGAUUGUGCAGUUUUGCCCCAAUCCUCAUAACAACUACUCCGACCCCUACGUCCCCACCGCCGUCGCCUCCGCUAUGCUCGCCGCCGCCCUCCUCGGCGCCGCCAUUGGCCAGGUCGUCUUCGGCCACCUCGGGGACCGCAUCGGGCGCCGCCGCGUCUACGGCUUCUCUCUCUUCCUCAUGAUUUUCAGCUCGAUCUGGUGCGGUUUCUCCGCCUGCACCUCCCGAUCCUGCGUGCUUGUCACGCUAGGGUUCUUCCGGUUCGCGCUCGGCGUUGGCAUCGGCGGCGAUUACCCGCUCUCCGCCACCAUCAUGUCGGAGUUCGCCAACCGCCACACGCGUGGGGCCUUCAUCGCGGCGGUUUUCUCGAUGCAGGGGUUCGGGAUCCUGGUGAGCUCGGCCGUCACCAUGGCGGUGUGCGUCGUGUUUGACCGCGCCACGGGAGCUGACCCAGUCGGAGAGACGCCCCAGGAAGCGGACUUGGCGUGGAGGCUGAUACUCGUGCUUGCGGCGGUGCCGGCGGGGCUCACCUUUUACUGGCGGAUGAUGAUGCCGGAAACUGCCAGGUUCACGGCGCUGGUGGAGAAAAACGUAGAGCAGGCGGUGAGGGACAUGCAGGGAGUUCUGGCCGUCUCCCUCGCCCAAAUCGCUGAAGAAGAAGAAGAAACCCUCUCCCCAAACCCCGCAUCCUACCCCCUCCUCUCCGGAGAGUUCCUCCACCGCCACGGCCGCGACCUCUUCGCCUGCGCAGCCGCGUGGUUUCUGGUGGACGUGGUGUUCUACAGCAUCAACCUCUUCCAAUCCAAUAUCUACAGCCACUACCUCCCCAAGCACCACAUGAGCGUCUUCGAAGAGGCCUUCCAUGUUGCCAAGCUCCAAGUCAUCAUCGCCGUCUGCUCAACCAUCCCCGGCUACUUUGCCGCCGUCUACCUCAUUGACCGCACCGGUCGGGUCAAGAUCCAGCUCACCGGCUUUUUUAUCAUGGCUUUAGGCCUCCUCGCUAUCGGAAUCCCUUACAAAAACUUCUGGCGCAACACCACCAACAUGGGCUUCAUGGUUUUAUAUAGCUUGACCUUCUUCUUCGCCAACUUGGGCCCCAACACCACCACCACCUUCAUCGUCCCCGCCGAGCUUUUCCCGGCCAGGUUCCGGGCCACGUGCCAUGGGAUAUCCGGGGCUGCCGGGAAGCUGGGGGCGGUCGUGGGCUCCGUGGGGUUCUUGAGGGCUUCCACCACGGGGGAGGGGAUGGCGGCGGCGCUGGUCAUCCUGGGAGGGAUUUGUGUGGUGGGAAUGGCGGUCACGUAUUUGCUCACCCCCGAGACCAUGGGGAGAUCAUUGGAGGAGAAUGAAUGA